Messenger RNA from Zea mays, 1393 nucleotides. Its product is annotated as vacuolar protein sorting-associated protein 32 homolog 2-like. The record is from RefSeq and is a predicted model, not a curated record. The coding region runs from base 450 to 1121 and encodes 223 amino acids. Gene Ontology annotation, biological process: vesicle budding from membrane; late endosome to vacuole transport via multivesicular body sorting pathway. Gene Ontology annotation, cellular component: cytoplasmic side of plasma membrane; multivesicular body; ESCRT III complex. The transcript has 7 exons. NCBI's taxonomy places the organism in Eukaryota, Viridiplantae, Streptophyta, Magnoliopsida, Poales, Poaceae.
UACCAGUUCGUCACCAAAUCGUAUCGCGCUGUGCUUCUGAGUAGCAUUACGCUAGGAAGAGAGGGAGGGAGGGGAUCCGUGCUCCGUGCUACUAUCAAAGAGGAAAGGGAAACCGAAUCUGCCAAGCCCUUUUUUUUUCGAAAGUUGGAUGCUUUUCACUUUCAGGACUGGGAUCGAAUACCCCUCCCUUUAUUCCGCUCUCAGCUGGAGUAUGGGCGAAUUUCAUUACGCAUCCAUUGUAGUUCCUCAAAAGCCACAGAUGAUAAGGAAUGGCAGCUCAGCUACUUGUCCUGAGAGGAAAAGGAGAUGGCUACUUGGACUAACUCACUUUACCCUCGCUAGUUUGUGACAUGGUGUAAGAUUCACAGUUUGUUCCAAGUAAGAAGACGCCAAAUCAUAUACUAGCCAUCAUCAGACGAGAGGGAGAACCAGCGAGGACUGCCAAGAAGAUGCUGAAGAGACUGCUGACGAAGACUAAGAGCAAGAAGAAGAAGGAGGCUGCCUCCUCUGCCAUACCGACGUUGGAUCGGCUCCAUGAGACUCUAGAGAUGCUGGAGAAGAAGGAGCGUUUCCUCCAGAAGAAAUGUUCCGCGGAAAUAGAGAAGGCGAAGGAUUACACAAAAGCGAAGAACAAGAACGCCGCAAUCCAGUGCCUAAAGAAGAAGAAACUGUACGAGACACAGAUCGAGCAGCUAUCGAAUUUCCAGCUGCGAGUCCAUGACCAGAUCAUAAUGCUCGAAAGCGCCAAGGCGACCACGGACACUGUCGACGCUCUGCGCUCGGGGUCAUCUGCUGUCAAGGCGAUGCAGCAAUCAGUCAACGUGGACGACAUCGAGAAGGCGAUCGAGGAGGCGAACGAGCAGACGGAGAGCAUGCGGGAGAUGCAGCAGGCACUUGCGACGCCGAUUGGCGCUUCCGCUGACUUCGACGAGGACGAGCUAGAAGCGGAGCUGGAAGAGCUGGAGGAGGAGGAGGAGGAGGAGGGGGAGAUCGAGGACGAGCUGCCUGAGCCGCCGGCGAGGCGGUCCGUGGAACCAUCGGCGAAAGCGGCGGCGGCGUCUUCUAGACAGGGCAGUGAUGUGAGCGAGCUGACCAGGCUUCAGGCAGAGAUGGCCCUCUAGCUGUCUAGCAGUGAUGUGAUGUGAGCGAGCUCGUCGUUGCGCCUGUAUUGUACACACGUGUUUUGCUGUAAAUUCAUCUUGUUCUAGAAGACAAGACACGGCAUAGAUGAGAGAAUCUAGUCGGUGUCCGGCGGACGAUGCCAGCCGGCAGAAGCAGUUUGACUUUGACGGUCUCGGAUUGCGGUCCAUUGUUCCAACAGAUACGAUGCGAUAUCAUUAUUCUUAUACUCUAUCAUGUAAAAUGCAAGAAUUGCCAAGAUGUUCUAAGAUCA